Messenger RNA from Paramecium pentaurelia, 1041 nucleotides. NCBI's taxonomy places the organism in Eukaryota, Ciliophora, Oligohymenophorea, Peniculida, Parameciidae. The record is from the annotation of a GenBank genome assembly.
AUGAGGAACAUAAACUCGGAAUAUUAAGUUGGAAGAAUGAUUUCAUGCGGAACAUUUGGUUAAGUGUUUGAAGGCUUUCAUAUCUAAAAAAAAACCAAAGUUGUGAUUAAAAGAGAGAUCGGUAAAAGGCAAACACUGAAAUAGGAGAAAAAAAUUCUUAAAUCCUUAUAAGGUAUAAAUGGAGUGCCUAAAUUUCAUUUUUAUGGUUAGCUUAACGGAGCAGACAUUAUUAUUCUUGAAAAUUUAGAAAGUGAUUUAUCUGUUUUAAAGCGAGCUCAUGGUAAAUUAUCUUUAAAAACUAUUUUACAAAUUGCCCUAUAAUCAAUAGGGAUUCUUAAGGAGAUUCAUGGUCGUAGAAUCAUACAUAGAGAUCUGAAACCAGAGAAUAUUAUGAUAGGUGGACAAUAUAAAGGACAGAUUUAUAUUAUUGAUUAUGGAAUCAGUAAAUUUUAUAUGAACAAGGGUUAACAAAUUCCAUUUAGAAAAGAUAAAUAUUUUGUUGGCACAAUCAAAUAUGCAUCAAUAUCUUCUCAUUUAGGGCAUGAACAAUCUCCAAAAGAUGAUAUUGAAUCAUUAUUGUAUGUGUUAGUGUAAUUAUUUCAUGGAGAAUUGCCAUGGGAAGCUUACCAAAAUGUAGAAGUGACUGGAAGACUUAAAUAAUAAAUAACAGAUUCUCAAUUAUUUAAAGGAUUGCCAUAAUAAUUUAAUUAAAUAUAUUUGUAAUGCGAUAUUAAUAUUUAUAGGUACAUAAGAAAAUUACCUUACCAUUAAAUUCCAAAUUAUGACAAUAUUAUGAAAGUUCUUCUAAGCAUAGCUACAGAAAUGGACAUUAAAAUUGAUGAACAAUUUGAAUGGAAUAAAUUUGAUGCACAACUAUUAGAAACAUUUAAUAUUCUUAAAUCUUAAAUAGUUUCUACAGCUCCAUGGAUAAAUGAUAGUUAAGUCAAUUAUGAAUCAGAGGAAGAAGAAGAAGAAGAGACAUUAGAAUAGAAAUUGUCUAAAAUCAAUAUAUUAUUAGAGUUUGAUAAUCCUUUAAUAUGA